GGAGGUGAAAAUCAUCAUUGCGGUGUGAGGCACUCCCGUAUAUUAACACUUUAGAAAUUAAAAGCUAGUAAAUCAUCCAUGUAAAUAAUUAUGACGAGCCUUUCUUGCACGGUCGUGUCUUUAAGGCGCGAACUGUGUAUUAUGUGUACCGGUAAAUCCCGAUUGCGUACCUAACUUGAUCAAGCAGUUUAACGGGAGCGCCAUUUUGGAUACCAAGACACAGUAACUGCAUCAUUAGUGUUGACUGCAGUCGUUAACAUUUCACAUUCAAGAGAGCAGCCUCACAUCAUCUAAGACAAUGAAUAGCAACCAGAAUAAGACGAAUGAUUUUGGUGAAAAUGUUCAUCUACGGGAUGGUGUCAAUCCAGUUGAUGAAAGGAUUAAGGGAAGUAACUCUGACAGUACAGACUACAUCCUGCAAGCUGUGUCAGCCCCAGACAUUGAAGGACAGAGAGACAUAUCCUUGAAUAACAAAUUACAACCAGACUUCAUUGAGCAAACUUGUCAAACUUUGCUUUUAUAUUGCAGCCAGGAGAACUCGGUUAACAUAAAGACCUGCUAUGCAGGGAGCAAAUGCAUUAAAGGUCUGCAUGUGUGGAAAUGCAGGGGGUGAAAUACAGACUAUUGCAACUGGAGCAGAUGAAUACGGUACAUCUUACAGACUGCAACAGUUGAUAUUGGAUGCUGAGCACAGACUUGUAGCAGAAGGUUUAGACCAGACAGCUUGGAUGCUACUCCACAGCUUUUCCUUGCAUUUUCGCCAACCACUACAGAGUAGUGGUAACAACAGCAGAGUGUAUAGGGAUGUUGAAAAUGGUGGUGGCAGUGGCUGGCACCAGUGUGUGAGAAAGUCAGAAGAAUGUAGAACUUUAGGAGGCUUAAUGCUUUUCUCAUACCGUUUUUUUAUUACCAUGUGCUUGUUAGCAACAAGAGUAAUGAGGUCUGCAAUCUUGCCUUUGCAUUUGUUUUCGCAGAUUGUCAUUGGUUCUUUCUUGAAUCAAGAUAGAAUUUUUAACUGUUAUAAAGUAGAGUUCAAUACUGUAGAUAUAAAAAAUAGUACACUUUCUUCAAAAUAUAAAAUAUGGUCUAAUGAAGCCAUAGGGGACCAUUUAUAUUGUAGAAAACAUAAAAGGAUAAUGUUUACAGAUUCUGAGAUUUCAAAUGUGAAAAAGGAUGGUAAUCUGUCACAGAAAGAUAAUGUAUUAGCAGCAGCUAAGUUGCUAACAGAAGCAAGCAAAUUAAUAGAUAAACAGAAAUUGAUGGAGAAUGGGAAAAAAAGAGGCCCAUAUGUAAGCGGUUAUAAUGAAGAACCAGGUGAGUCUGAUUGUUUGGACAAUUACCUCGAUGUCUCCCAUUUCCUAAGACCAUCCUGGCAUGUUGCCACUGUGUUUCCAGUGCACCAUCAUACAAGCACUAUUGUCCACCCACAGCAAUCAAUUUCCUUACCAGAGGUAAGGGAUGAGAACAGUGCAAGAGAGGAUUACAAGCAUGAGCUAAGACGUCUGGCCUCAUUCUCUGACCUGCCAGCAACUUUCAAGUUCUUUGUCAUUAGACUGGCGAAUGCUGGGUUUUAUUGUAAUCAGGAUAAAAUAAUCCGCUGUUUCUUUUGCAAUUUCGAGAAAAGUGAUUGGAAGCUUUUGGAAAACCCAUUGCAGAUUCAUCACCAUCGACCACAAUGUUCCAUCGUUACAGGCAUUAAUUGCGAAAAUGUUCCUAUCAUGCUUCCAUCAGCAGAGCAAGAAAAAGAACUGCGGCAGUUGUGGUCACUUACUGAAGGGAAGAUGGCAUCUAGGCCCUUGCAGAUGCAAUCUGUGACCAGCAUUUUGCAGCCAGUGCUUGGAGGUACUACACUAAAUAUGUCUGCAAGUGGUGCCCAAGUUUCACCACCUGUAGCUGCAUUUGGACAAGAUGCAGGUACUAACAGCACUGACAGCAUAACCUCUCAGCCUGGUCUGCUGGGAGCAGCUGGUACAGAGUUGGUGGUAGAUGGGACUCUUGAAGGCUCAGAAUCUAAAGGGAGGGGAGAGAGUGUAUCAGUAAUUGCCCCAGGUAGUCCUGCUCUCCAGCCAGAGUUCCAGAUAGCAUCCCUAGGUCAACCAACACCCACUUCAGCCUCUCAGCAACUGGCUUCAAACCUUGUUACAGAUCCUAAUUCAACAGCCCAACUUACUACAAAUGCAUCAAGAGUUGAUUCGUCAUCACUUUCUUGUAGCCAUUCACUUAAUGAUAGCACCUCUCAGCCUGAAAGUGGUUCAUCGGAGUCGGGACCUCGAACAGGUGAAGGACAGCAGGUUGUGACCUACCAGCAGCUGGGGAUUUUAACAGAAUCACCAAAGCAUCUAAACAUGGCAGUGUACCAGGAACGCAUCAAUUCUUUCAGGAACUGGCCACAGAACAACCAGACCCCAGCUAAUCUGGCUCAGGCUGGCUUCUUUUAUGGAGGAUAUGGAGACUGUGGACGAUGCUUCUUCUGUGGUGGAGGUCUCAAGAAUUGGGAAGCCAGUGACAAUCCUUGGAUCGAACAUGUACGGUGGUUUCCACGCUGUGCCUACAUUCGUCAGUGUCAGGGGCAGGACUUCAUUGAUGUUGUGCAGUUUCUAAGCCACACACAGCAGCAUAUCACCAUGGAAGACGUGAAGAGUGAAAUGAACAACCGGCGAGCACAUGGUGAACGCCUGCAAGAAACACUUGUGGAUCCAGCCAUCAAAAGUGUCACCGAACUUGGCUAUGCAGCUGCACAGGUCGACAUGGCUGUGCAACAACUUAGACAACAGGGGUUAGCUCUUACAGCUUCUCAUCUGAUAGACCUUCUGCAGAGGGAGGGGCUGCAGGCAGCUGGAGGAGUUGAUGAAGGAGAAUCUGAUGUUGAAAUAGAGUACCUAGAGGAACUUGGGAGAGAAAAUAGUGAGAUACGCCAACAGCAUAUUUGUAAGAUUUGUUUGGAUCGAGAUGUCUGCAUUGUUUUCCUGCCGUGUGGUCACCUGGUCUGCUGCGCCGAGUGCUCCCCUGCACUCACCACCUGUCCAGUUUGUCGACAGCGUAUCAAGGGUCGUGUUCGUGCUUUCUCUCCAUAACUUCGCUGAUUGCUUAACCAAGUGUUAACCUGAUCAGUCUCAUGUACACAAUAAAUAAUGUGCACUACAUGAGAAUGACACAAUGUGCUCUGUGAGUGAUAUAAUAUGGAUGACAUAAGGUGCACUGCAACAUGUCUAAAUACUAUCAUUUUAUCACUGUGAACAUGUUUAUCAGCCCAGUCUAGGUGGUUUGUUUUAUGUUGAUAUAAAAACAGUUUCCCUAGAAGUAUGUUUUGCACAGAGGCAAGUAAAUUUUUAUGUCAAUACCAUUUUUCUAACAAGAUUUGACCAAUGGUAAUUUAUCUGAAUAACAGUUGAUUUUGCUUGAUACAGAAAAGUUCUAUCAGAUAUUAACUUGGACUGACUUUUCACUUCGCAGAGAUGCCUAAGUGAAGCAGUCUUAGGAUUGCAGAUCACUUUUUUAUGGUUCUGAAGAUUGAGUAGAUUGUGUCAUCACAGCAUUUUGUUGAGAGUGGACCGUAACAUCAGCAGAUGAUUGUGUUUUCAUCAUUCUUGUACUUCUUUCAGUGAUCAGCAGUAUCAGAUGGUAUACAGAGAAAACGAGCAGUGUAUGGUGAGGGUUCAGUGGCCUCAAGCAGUCUGAUUUCUUACAGUAUGAGAGAAAGUGUUUUUGAUUAGAGUCUGAUCCCACUAAGUGGUCCUGUUUUCUUGCACCAGUCAUCUACAGAAUAGAAAGAAAAUAAGAGUGGUUAGAGUCUGUGUGUCCUUGUGCGGUCUGGUUUUCUUGCACUAAAGAUGAGUCAUUCAUGUGGCACUUAUAUUCACCAUUUGUGAAAACAUUGUCACAUUAUAUAUCACAACCAAUCAACAGGAUAGUAAUCAGCCUCAGAAAUUUUCUGCCUUUCUCACCACUACCAGAGUUCAUUGCUGAAGGUGGUGCUCUCUUAGUUAUCCUUUCCAGUUUGAUGAAGGCACUGUCCUUGUUUUACAGAUGGUGCUCUCCUGAUUUUCCUUUCCAGUUUGAUGAUGCCACUGUUCUAGUUUACUGUUGGCACUCACCUAUUUCACUAUUACUUGCCCAUUCCAGUUUGCUGUAGCAGUGAGUCUUUUUUAGAGUGGACUGGCACUGAUGCCACUUUACUUCAAUUCCUCUGAGACUGUAUUUUCUUUGUUUCGCUUUUUUUAAUCUCUUUUUGUAGGUUGUUGUGCUUCUCAGCAGUUAACAUACUUUUUGGUAUGUUUCCUUAUGUUAACUUCUAUAUUCAUGAUUGCUUUAGCCAAUGAUGCCACUGGGCAAAUUGACUGCCAAUCAAUCAGGAUAAGCAUAAACUAGGGCUAACCAGUCAUGUUCAAGCAGAAGAGUGAUACAGGCAUUCAUUCACACUAAAAGGUCAAACCAGCAGUAACAUAAGGUCAUGUUGAUCUUACUCAAAUAGUUAUCAUGCUUUAUAAGGUAUUGUAGUUAUCUGACUUCUACAGGCAUUAUGGUUUGUACAGUUGUUACUUCUAUCUUCUUGGUGUAAUUUAUAUUAUGUUAUUGGAUGUGGUUACAGUUCAAGCCUUUGACUGAUGCUUUUGUUAACAUUUAUUUGGCACUUCAUUGCUGCUUCUCUUAUUAUUUUACUUCAAUAUUGAUAUUUAUGCAUUGCUUACAUAAUAAAAUAGGUAUUACACAG
Pomacea canaliculata is the source of this 4711-nucleotide messenger RNA. RefSeq lists its product as uncharacterized. Gene Ontology annotation, cellular component: spindle microtubule; nucleus; cytoplasm. The record is from RefSeq and is a predicted model, not a curated record. Gene Ontology annotation, biological process: regulation of cell cycle. NCBI's taxonomy places the organism in Eukaryota, Metazoa, Mollusca, Gastropoda, Architaenioglossa, Ampullariidae.